Molecule: messenger RNA, 1201 nt
Organism: Uranotaenia lowii
Lineage: Eukaryota; Metazoa; Arthropoda; Insecta; Diptera; Culicidae
Product: MKRN2 opposite strand protein
Exons: 4
Coding region: 365-1132 (255 amino acids)
Source: RefSeq, a predicted model, not a curated record
CGCCUUUCGAAACAUGUUCGUCUUACCUAUUGAGAUCAUCGAUACAAACUCCGUAGAUGCAGGGGUUGCUUAAACAGGCAAAACCUGCCUCAGUUUGAUUUAAAAUUGAUAGCGAAACUACUCCAACUAGUAUGAGGAACCAUUUUGUGCUUAAUCCAAGUUUUUGAGGGUUCCAGUUUGGUAUCCGGGUGGCGGAGUCCUCAGAAAACUUUUCUGAGGGGGUUUCUUUCAUUUUAUCCUUGAUUUUGUUCACUUAAUCGAAGUUAUCCAUGAAUCACUGUUGCAGAUAAGUUGUCAUCAAUGGUUCAAUCCUAAUCAAGAAAAGAAACUUUAAACUUAACGGUAUUUUUUCACUGAUGGUUUGAUGGAAAAUUUUCCAGCCCCAAGAGUCAACUAUUUAUCUUCCGUAAACACUUCGCCAGACAACGAGAAUGGUGUGCCUAGUUCCGCUUCGCGAUUCGAAAUACGUAAAAAGGUUCCUAAAAACUCUAUUGGGCUCCGAAAAGAUAUGGAACUAGUUCCUGAUAUCAUAAGCUUUGAACACUGUUCUAAGCAAAUAUUUACGCUAGUGGUGCCCCGAAAAUGUCCGCUGUGUAAUACAGCUUUGGAAACCUGCAGUUCGUUCCUGCCAUUUUCGAUACCUGCACCAUUCGUUAACGCCGCCCAGACACCCUGUUCGGUGGUUUUGCGACCAUCGGUGGGCACCUUCCUGGACGAUUACAAAAACGAAGACAACCUUCACAUUGCGGUGACGGAUUCCGAGGGCUCUAUAGUCGAAUUCGAUACCCCCGGACUGAUACGAACGAAGGCGUGUAACGCCAAUAGGAAAGUUUGGUCCCAGUGCCUGCAUAUCGUCGACGUGCCCGAGGGAUGGUACGACGAGUGGGACAGAGUGCUUGAUGCGGUCAUUGAAAAACGUGACUGGAGUCGAGAGCUGUACGACGAUACACUGUUCAAUUGCUUCAGCUUCGUAAUAGAAUUUUUGCAGCACCUACGCUACGACGAAUUUGCCUCUUAUGUCUGUGAUAGGGAUACGUUUUCUGAGAAAAUUAUUGUGCCAAAAACCUGUAUUAUUGCUAAGUACAUAACUGUGUAUAGGAGAGUCAAGGAAAAUGGCUUUUGGGCGAAUUGAUAGCUCCGAGCUUUUGUUAUAAGGUUUUUAAAUGGCCUUGUGUACGAAUAAAUAAUUAGUUUUUCUUAA